AGAGCCAACAGCCACUCCCUUUAACCUGUCUCACCAACUCACAUCUAGAAGCUCAAUUAGUAUUACUCUCUCUCUCUCUCUCUCUCUCUAUCUCUCUCUCUCUGAGUCAAAAGCCUAUAAAAAUCACACCCCAAAUCCUUCUUUGGCCGGCUUUGUUAUUUGCAGCAAGGAUACAGAGCCGUUUUUCAAGUUUGAAACCAAUCCCAAAACAUAAAACACUGAAACACAAAUAAAUCAGAAGCUCAAAAAUUCAAACAUCAAAGAAGAAAGAAGGAAGUAGGAAGUGUGAGAGAGACUUAUUGGCAUAUCAUUAUUAAUGGGAAGGUCACCUUGCUGUGAGAAAGCACACACAAACAAAGGUGCAUGGACGAAGGAAGAAGAUGACAGGCUCAUAUCUUACAUUAGAGCUCAUGGUGAGGGUUGCUGGAGAUCCCUUCCUAAAGCGGCGGGCCUUCUCCGGUGCGGCAAGAGCUGCCGCCUCCGCUGGAUCAACUAUCUCCGCCCUGACCUCAAAAGAGGCAACUUCACUGAAGAAGAAGAUGAACUCAUCAUCAAACUCCACAGUCUCCUUGGUAACAAGUGGUCGCUUAUAGCUGGAAGAUUGCCAGGGAGAACAGACAAUGAGAUAAAGAAUUAUUGGAACACACACAUAAGAAGGAAGCUUUUGAGCAGAGGAAUUGACCCUGCAACUCAUAGGCCUCUCAAUGAUUCUUCUGCUUCACAUCAUCAUCACAACAACCAAGAACAACAACAACAACAACAACAACAACAACCAUCUUCUCUUGUUGCAGCAGCCACAACCACCACCAUAUCUUUUGCUUCUUCUGUUUCUGCUUCUGCUUCUGCUGUUAAACAAGAACAAGAUACUAUUACUACUACUACUGCUACUACCACUACUAGUGCUACUUGCAACGCAAACAUGUUUGGGAUUAUGGAGAAGAAGAACAAGAAGGAUUAUUCAAAGGGAUCAUCAAUGGAAAGGUGCCCUGACUUGAAUCUUGAGUUGACAAUUAGUCCUCCACGCCAUCUUGAUGAACCUGAUCACCAGAAAUUCAGUGGAAUAGAGAGAUCCCCUUGCUUUGUUUGCAGCUUGGGUUUGCAGAACAGCAAGGAUUGCCGGUGUGGAUUCGCCACUAAUGCUAAUGCUAAUGGUGGCACUAAUAGUAAUGGCACCACCACCACCACCACCACUGCUACUGGUUCUGGUUAUGAUUUCUUGGGCUUGAAAACAGGUAGUGUUUGGGAUUACAGAAGCUUGGAAAUGAAGUGAUGAUUAUUAUAUUCUUCAUUCUUCUUCAUCAAUGAUAAACUAGCUAGUGUAUGUUUUGAGAGCAUGAAAUUCAGUAACUCUGAAAUCACUCUCUCUCCCUCCCUCUCUCUCUCUCUAUUGAUUUCUUUUUCUU
This is a messenger RNA of Arachis ipaensis, 1403 nucleotides long. RefSeq names its product myb domain protein 4 (gene MYB4). NCBI's taxonomy places the organism in Eukaryota, Viridiplantae, Streptophyta, Magnoliopsida, Fabales, Fabaceae. The record is from RefSeq and is a predicted model, not a curated record.